Myxocyprinus asiaticus (Chinese sucker) is the source of this 4386-nucleotide messenger RNA. Its product is annotated as secreted frizzled-related protein 5-like. The transcript is spliced from 3 exons. The record is from RefSeq and is a predicted model, not a curated record. The coding region runs from base 325 to 1254 and encodes 309 amino acids. Gene Ontology annotation, biological process: non-canonical Wnt signaling pathway; canonical Wnt signaling pathway; negative regulation of canonical Wnt signaling pathway. Lineage: Eukaryota; Metazoa; Chordata; Actinopteri; Cypriniformes; Catostomidae. Gene Ontology annotation, molecular function: Wnt-protein binding.
UUCUCAGGGGUUGUCAGCUCAUAGGGCCCUGAGUCCACUGGCUUUUCUACACUAGGUGCACUUGAGACAAGCUAGAAAAGAGCUCUGCACUGAGACCUGCCACUUUCUGCUGCUCCAACCAUCUUCUGAAAGGCUGAAGCCAAGGAGUUUCUACUGAACUGCAGGACUGGCAGGACAACUUUAGGGACAGAGGAGGAAAACCAAGCAUAACCACCUCUUUUUGUAAUUUUUUUCGUAUUUCACAGGAAAAAGCAAAGGAUUAAAAAUCUUCUUUUUCAUCGAUUCCCGCCUCCCCCUUCUAAAGUACACUAGAACUGUAGGAACAUGGCAGAGAAGAGGCAGGUGUCUCUAACACAGGCUUUCACCCUGGUGUUGGUUCUUCUCACCUCAGUUGCUUCAGCAGAGGAGUACGACUACUACAGCUGGCAAUCGGACAAUUUCCAAAACGGCCGGUUUUAUACCAAGCAACCGCAGUGUGUGGAUAUCCCAGCUGACCUCCGGCUCUGCUAUAAUGUGGGCUACAAAAAGAUGAGGCUACCAAACCUGUUGGACCACGAGACCAUGCCCGAGGUCAAGCAGCAGGCUGGCAGCUGGGUGCCCCUCUUAGCAAAGCGAUGCCAUGCCGACACACAGGUGUUCCUGUGUUCCCUGUUUGCUCCGGUCUGCCUGGACCGGCCCAUCUACCCCUGUCGCUCUCUGUGUGAGGCCGUGCGGGACAGCUGCGCCCCAGUUAUGGAGACCUACGGCUUCCCCUGGCCAGAGAUGCUGCAAUGCGAGAAGUUCCCCAUUGACAAUGACCUGUGUAUUGCCAUGCAAUUUUCAGAGGGGCACGCCACUCAAACUCCAGUUUCAAAAGUGUGUCCACCUUGUGAUAACGAGCUGAAAGCCGACGCCAUAAUGGAGCACUACUGCGCCAGUGACUUUGCCCUCAAAAUGAAGAUUAAAGAGGUGAAAAAGGAAAAAGGUGACCGCAAGCUCAUCGCAGCACAAAAGAAGAAGAAGGUUCUGAAGAUGGGAGUUCUGAGGAAGAAAGACUUAAAGAAGCUCACGCUAUAUAUCAAGAACGGAGCCAACUGUCCCUGCUCGCAGCUGGACAACCUCGGGAGCAACUUUCUCAUUAUGGGACGCAAAGUGGACCAACAGUUACUGCUCAUGUCCAUCCACAAGUGGGACAAGAAGAGCAAGGAGCUCAAGUUUGCCAUCAGAUACAUGAAGUCUCAUCAGUGUCCCACCUAUCACACUGUCUUCCAGUGAUCAGUAACACUUUUCUCAAUAGUGGACCCUGCAUCUACCCAUAACUGUUUCCACAGACUGCAUCCAUUCCUAAUUCCAACCAUUAGUACACACAUAUUUUAUCACUCAAUAAGUGGCUUUUGGAAACUGCUUAGGACUUAAUUCAUCAGCAAGUACAGCAAGAGCUACAUUUUGUUGGCAACUACCCGCAUAAAAUGAAUACUUUAUGAUGAAAUCAGCACACUUUUAGUGAACUUUUCUUGAUUCCUACAGACUAUUAAGAGAGACAUUUAUCAAGGUAAAACGACCCCUUCAAUCAAUGUGGAAAAAAAAUCAAUGCCAAAGCAAACAAGAGCACAAGUUAAUGAGCAAAUGUUUGAUUUCAGUGGCCAAAUUCCACUUAAACAGAUGAAACAAAAACACACAUAGUGCCAACUGGUUUUUAUUUGUAUCUUUUAUUUUGUAGAUAAGGAAUAAAAAGUUUUUAUUAUAUACAAUGAAGAUACAAGUGUGUUCAUUACCAUGAGCCUAGAAUGUGACACAUUGUAGGUUGAAUCUUGGGAGGUAAGAACAUUGAUGGUUUGAAAAUGUUCUUGACUCUUGGUCAGGACAGCGGCACAAAUAUAUCAACUGCAGCUCUGCGAGCAAGUCUGGGCCAUUUCUCUGCUUUAGGAGAGCGUGUCAUACCAGCAAAGCUUAUAAUAGACUCUGGACUCACACAGGCAAGUUUGGUUGGUGAGGUUUUUAGUCCUUCUCAUGCCUUUUAAACAGCAUGCAUCAUUAUAUUUUACUAAAUUUAUUAUCUAUUGCUUCAAAUAUUCAUACAUGAUAUGGAAAAAGCCAACAUUGCAUCUGAGUUCACUGUAAUAAAAUCUAAAAUCUAAAUGUGCUACGCAUGCUUAAUCAGAGAUUGGGAACAGUUUUAAAGGUAUGAUCUAAUUGUUGCUGGUCACAUUUUGUAAUCCUGAUUAGAUUUACACAAUUUCUUCAGACAUUAAAGGAAUAUUUCAUGCAAAAAUCGAAAUUAUGUCAUGUACCCAUUAUCAUGUUGUUCCAAAACCCACUUGAGUUUCUUCCAUGAAACAUCAAAGGAGAAUUUAGGCUGAAUUUUCAUGUUGCUCUUUUCCAUACAAUAAAAGUGAAUGCAGACUUUAGCUGUUAAGCUUUAAAACUGAAAUCAAAGUACCACAAAAGUAGUCUGACCAACUUGUACACUAUGUGCCAAGUUUUUUGAAGCCAUAUGAUGAGCUUUGUGUGAGAAACAGACCCAAAUUUAAGUUGUUAUUUAUUGAAAAUCUUUCCCUUAAUCACAGCUUUCAAAUCUCACUAGCUUUAAAAUUGUUGCGUCAUGCUUGGUUCUAAAAACCAAUGGUCUUUUCGUGCCAUGUUUAAAUAUAUAUAAAAAAAUGUUGGUCUGUUCCUCAAGCUAUGCUAUUGGAUGUCAUAUGGACAACUUUUAUGAUACAGCUAUGGUGUUCUUUUGUUAUUUUUGGAGCCUAAAGGGAUAGUUCACCCAAAAAAUGAAAAUUCUCUCAUCAUUUACUCUGGUGAUGGGGGCAUGGCUGUAAGAGCGUGGAGAGCGAGGCAGAGAGAGUGAGUGUGGUAAGGGUUGGCACUUGUGGGAAAUCACCUCUAACAGCUGUUUUGUGUUUGCACUGAGAGCGGAGAGUGAUUUAAAGGGAGAUCCAGACCGCCGGAGGGAAGAGAGAGCCGAGCCUGCACGUGUGUGUGUGUGUGUGUGUGUGUGUGUGUGUGUGUGUGUGUGUGUAUGUGUCAUUGCAGCUAACAUUUGAGUUUGAAGCUUUUGAGUGAGAGAAAAUAAAAAUACCUUUUGAGUUUGAUUUGUCGUCUCACGCUUCCUCCUUGAGAGAGUUAAGAACUUUUGCCACAGUGGUGCCGAAACCCAGGAAGGAGGAAGGAUACGCUGCCAUGACGUCCUUGCCGCUGGAAGAAGUCUUCAAGUCCCUCACCAGCAUCCACCAAGCAAAAUAUCAGGCCCUCAUGGAGCUGCGCAUGGAGCAGGAGAAGCGCUUCAAGGUGCUCCUCCAGGCCCAAGCAGAGGACUGGCGGGUGUUGCGGAGCUUGAUACCCCAGGAGGGGGCUUCAGCCAUAACCCCAACAGCAGCAGGACCCCAUGUGACGCAAGUGAAUAUCUUGGAGCUCUUCGAGCACACAGCAAGAGCCCUGAAGUGGCCACGCUCACAGUGGGUGGUCCAUCUGCUAUCAUUGCUGUCUGGGGAAGCCCAACUCGUGGCACAACAACUUCAGGUGGCCAACUUCCUGGGGUAUACCAAUUUGAAGAAAGCCAUCCUGCAACGGGUCAGCCGCAGCCCGGAACAGCAUUGCCAGCGGUUCCCCACUCUGGCGCUGAGCGAGGUCAGCCACCCUUCUGCCUUCCCACAACAGCUCUGCGACGCCAGCCGGUGGUGGUUGCUGGCUGAGGAGGAGGGCGACGCUGCCGACGUCAUCAACAUCGUGGCACUGGAGCAGUUCAUCUCCCGGCUGCAGAAGGGGACGGCAAAGUGGGUCAAAUGCCACCAUCCGGUGUUGCUGGAGGAGGCAAUCCAGUUGGCUGAGGACCAUAUAGCAGUGUAUCCAGGGGACGGCGAGUCAUUUUCUCUCAUUUUUCAUUUCAUUUCUCUCUCUCUCUCUCUCUCUCUCUCUCCCUCUUUCUCCCUUCACUCACACUCCCCCUUCCCUGUAUCAUGUUCCCCGGAAACGGGGAAUGCCUUCCCCAAAACUGGUCCCAUGGGCCAUUCAUCCUGCUAGCUUCCCCUAACCCUCUCCACUCUCCCCCACAGGCUGGUGAAUCUGCUGCUGCGCAUGUGGGUGUGAAGUCUGGGCCGGUCUGUUGGAACUGCGAGGGUCCUGGGCAUUUCCAGGAUCGAUGCACCAUGAUAAAGGUGGAAACAUUGGUCUGGGUCCCUGACGCCUGAAUCGGGUGGUGGGAAUAUGUGACGAGGAGGAGGGCGUGGCCGGGCCGAGGGGAUGCAUGUCGGCGCUGAGUUGCCCAAUCAGUGGGAGAGAGAUAAAGGAGGAGCCGGGGAUGCCAGAGAGAGAGAGAGAGAGAGACGGAGCUGUGUGUGUGUGUCAACGUCUGUUGUUAUGUUUCAGUUCAGCAUUUGUGUUGAUUAAAGUCUUGUUAAUUGUUAA